AUGGAAGUGAAAAAUCUAACUUUUACGAGUGAUUUUAUUCUUUUAGGCUUUUCAGAGGGACGUGUGAUAUUGUCAUUUUUUAUGUCUGUGAUCUACACAAUGAUUCUAAUGGGAAAUGUUGCUAUUGUAAGCAUUAUACGGAUUGAUUACAAUCUCCAGAUCCCAAUGUAUUUUUUUCUCAGUUAUCUCUCCAUCUUAGACAUUUGUUACUCUUCAGUUACUCUUCCUUCCAUGAUCUUCAACUCUGUAACAGGCAACAGGAGAAUUUCCUUCUGUCUAUGUUUUACUCAGCUGUAUUUCUUUAUCGCCUUUGGAGGAUCUGAAUGCCUAUUGCUAGCAGCUAUGGCAUAUGAUCGAUACGUGGCAAUAUGUAACCCCCUACAUUAUCCAAAUGUCAUGAACAAAAAAAUAUGCUCUUAUCUUGUUUCAGCAUCCUGGUUUGGUGGCUUCUUGAACUCUAUUCUCCACACCUACAUGACAUCUAAAUUGAACUUUUGUAAAAACAGAACUGUGAACCAUUUCUUUUGUGACGUUCCUCCACUGCUAAAUUCUUCUUGUACAGAUACUCAGACCAGCCAAAUAUUAUUGUAUAUUAUUAAUGUUCUACUGGGGAUAAUUCCAUUAUUGUUUGUUUCCAUUUCUUAUAUACAUAUUAUUUCCACAAUCUUAAAGAUUCCAUCUUCUACUGGAAGACGGAAAGCCUUUUCAACAUGUUCCUCCCAUAUCAUUGUUGUUACAGUUUUUUAUAUAACAGGCAAUUUUAAUUAUAUAGGUCCUACUCCAAGAGAUAUGUUUGAUAUUCUAAGAUUGUCACCCAUGCUGUAUAGUGUUGUAACUCCCUUGUUUAAUCCUGUUAUCUACUGCUUGAGAAACAAGGAGGUUAAAAGAGCUUUCAAAAAGAUUCUCUCUAAGAAAUGGAUUUUAAAUGUGUGA
Molecule: messenger RNA, 933 nt
Organism: Pelobates fuscus (common spadefoot toad)
Lineage: Eukaryota; Metazoa; Chordata; Amphibia; Anura; Pelobatidae
Product: putative gustatory receptor clone PTE01
Exons: 1
Coding region: 1-933 (310 amino acids)
Biological process (GO): G protein-coupled receptor signaling pathway
Cellular component (GO): membrane
Molecular function (GO): olfactory receptor activity; odorant binding; G protein-coupled receptor activity
Source: RefSeq, a predicted model, not a curated record